This is a messenger RNA of Aspergillus novofumigatus IBT 16806, 1534 nucleotides long. RefSeq names its product coproporphyrinogen oxidase (gene hem13). The record is from RefSeq and is a predicted model, not a curated record. The transcript has 2 exons. Gene Ontology annotation, cellular component: mitochondrial intermembrane space; cytoplasm. Gene Ontology annotation, molecular function: coproporphyrinogen oxidase activity. Bases 69 to 1178 code for a protein of 369 amino acids. Lineage: Eukaryota; Fungi; Ascomycota; Eurotiomycetes; Eurotiales; Aspergillaceae.
CUGUGUGGAGGCCUUAUCUUCGGCUGGCGAUCGGUGUACCCUUCAUAGGAGCCAUAAUAUAUUCAAUGAUGACCGGCGAAGUGACGGAUCUCGACUCUCCGUCCAUCGUGGAGCUCGAUGAAACCCUAAAGAAACAGUCGACAAUUGGCGAGAACUCGCCUAUGCGUCUGCGAAUGGAGAAAUUGAUCAAAGAACAUCAGCAGAAGAUUGUGAACGAACUCAGCAGAAUAGACGGGAAGAUGUUCAAGACCGAUACGUGGACACGUCCUAAUGGCGGAGGCGGUAUUUCAUGUGUCUUGCAGGACGGAAAUGUCUUUGAGAAGGCCGGAGUCAAUGUUUCCAUCGUCUAUGGUGAAUUACCUCGCCCCGCCAUUGAGAAAAUGCGAGCGGAUCACAAGUCGUUUGUCGGCGCGGACGUUGACUCUCUGAGUUUCUUUGCUGCUGGCCUCUCACUGGUCCUGCACCCCCACAACCCCAUGGCUCCGACAGUGCACCUGAACUACAGAUAUUUCGAGACCUCAGACCCAAAGGACCCUAUCCACGGAGAGAAAAACUGGUGGUUUGGCGGCGGCACGGAUUUGACUCCGUCAUACCUCUUCCCUGAAGAUGUUAAGCACUUCCAUCAGACCAUCAAGGACGCCUGCGAUAGACAUGAUGCGACAUACUACCCCAAAUUCAAAGCAUGGUGUGACAAGUACUUCCACUUGCCUCAUCGCGGCGAGGCUCGUGGUGUUGGCGGUAUCUUCUUUGAUGACCUUGACGCCAGUUUCCUAGAAUCCUCUUCUACUUCUUCCCAGAACCCUCAAGAGACUAUCUUCUCAUUCGUUUCCGAUGCUCUCGCAUCAUUCCUACCCUCCUACGUCCCCAUUAUCGAAAAGCGCAAGGACAUGCCUUUCACACCUGCCCAGAAGGAAUGGCAACAGCUUCGGCGUGGCCGCUAUGUCGAAUUCAAUCUUGUCUAUGACCGCGGAACAAGCUUCGGUUUACGCACACCCAACGCUCGUGUCGAAAGUAUCUUGAUGAGCUUGCCUCGCACUGCAUCAUGGGCAUAUAUGGACCCGGUAUCCGGAACGCGUACCGAAGGUCCCAUGUCGGAAGAGGAAGAACUUCUGACUCAAGAUAAGGCAGCGGAAAAAGAGAUGAUGGAGGUUCUGAGACAUCCCAGGCAAUGGGUUUGAUACACUGAGUUGCAGUCUACUGACUCGCCCGGCAUGAUUCUGUACAAGAUAAAAGAUGUAUACUUUUUGCUCUCUGUCUGUAAUAUACACCACGGCUCAGGCGCUCGAAUUAUAGGGGUCACAUGGCCGUGAUCUCAUUUGUUGAGAUACGGCUCUGAGAUAUUAAUAUUUAACUGGGGACUGGGGUAUCAAGCAAUAGCAUGUGCGCGUGUCUAACACUGUGUCUCUAUAUAGUCUUGGCUUAACAAAGGAAAUAAGGAAAGUGAUGGAAUAAAAGAGCAAGCGAAAGACAAUGAAGAAAACAAACCCCCUUAACUUACAAAGCGAUCCUAGCGACCUGCUACCAGACUUCUUUG